Ooceraea biroi (clonal raider ant) is the source of this 1099-nucleotide messenger RNA. It is a transcript of the gene mRpL15, whose product is annotated as mitochondrial ribosomal protein L15. The record is from RefSeq and is a predicted model, not a curated record. Gene Ontology annotation, biological process: translation. Lineage: Eukaryota; Metazoa; Arthropoda; Insecta; Hymenoptera; Formicidae. Gene Ontology annotation, cellular component: mitochondrial large ribosomal subunit. Gene Ontology annotation, molecular function: structural constituent of ribosome.
CGCUCAUGUCGUUGUACGAUAGCCACGAUAGCUUGAGAUUAGGUUAGGAAUUGCCGAAUUACGUGAAAAUAGUAUCUGCAUAGGUGUAUAUAAAGAAAAUACGAAUUUAUUGUCAAACGAGUUAAUUACGUCGACAUGGCUGGGAAAAGUGGAAAGGAUUUAGCACUGUCUAUGUUACGAGUGUUACCUAGGGUGUCACUGGGAAACAUUCGAGAUAAUCCUGGUGCAUUACAGAAGAGAAAACGUGGUAGAGGUCAACAUGGUGGUAACCGGCACAGUGCAACGCAAAAAGGUUCUUACCAGAGGCAAAAUUACAUGCGUCUGGGUUACGAGUCUGGAAACAACCCUUUUUACUUGAGGUUUAGCUACGAGCCUUACUACAAGGGUCACCAUUUCAGACGAGAAUAUCCACCGCUUUCUUUAAAACAGCUGCAAAUGUUUGUUGACACAAAUCGGCUGGAUAUAACAAAGCCCAUUGAUCUGCUGUCAUUAAUAAACACUGGUUUAUAUAAUAUCAAUGUAAAUUGGAAACAUGCAGGUGUUCAUUUAACAGAUGAGGGCUCGCACUGUUUCAAAGCCAAAUUAAAUAUAGAGGUACAAUGGGCAUCCGAACCUGUAAUCGCGGCGAUUGAAAGGAACGGUGGCGUAAUCACUACUGCUUACUACGACAUGCGCUGCCUCCAGGCCAUGUGCGAUACGGAACAGUUUUUCAGCACAGGUGAACCGAUACCACGUAGGUUCCUGCCAACAAUGGAUUGCUUGGAGUAUUACUCCAGUGCCACUAUGAGAGGAUAUUUGGCCGAUCCCGAAAAAGUCUCUCAGGAACGACUGGUGCUGGCGCAAAAGUACGGCUACGAAUUACCGAAAAUCGAGGACGAUCCUGAUUACGAGAUGUUGUGCGCGCGCAAAGAUCCGCGGCAAUUGUUCCACGGUCUGGAGCCGGGCUGGGUGGUCAGUCUUAAAGAUAAAGUGAUACUGAAACCUAAAGCCGAAUAUCUAAAAGAAUAUUAUGCGAGUUGAGAUGUGACACGCAUGUGUGAAACGAUCAUCAGUUUUAGACUGAUUUCGAGUUGGAUUCAAUAAAUAAUAUGUACCACAU